AUGCUGGAUGAAGAGAAGGCAAAAAAGAAGGAUCUGGAAUCAAACCCCAUUGAGGAUACUUCUGGCAAAGGAGCAGCAAUAAACAUCAACGAAGGUGGUGAGGUAUUGCUUGAAGCCGUAGCUGUGGAUGAAAACGCAGGAAAAGCUCCAGAGGAUGCAACGGAGAAGGGUUCCAAUACAAGAAAAAGCAUGCUUGCCCUAGAACCUGCACCAGUACCAGUACCCAAUAGUACCAGAGGCCCACCGGACGGCACUCCUCCCAAGGAAGAAAACAAACAAGCCGAAUCAAGAGAAAAGCCAUUUUACUGCAAAGGCUGGUUUGGGGUUGUUGUCCUGCUUAUCUUGGUUGGAGGAGCCGUCGCCAUCUUUUUUGGGACGCAAACCAAUGACACCACUGCCGCCGUUCCUGAGCCAGAGACUGUUUUGGGAACUGAUCCUGAUCCAACAGUACCUGUGCCAACAAUGGCGCCUGUCUCCAGCAGUCCCUCUGGAUCACCAUCCAGCACGCCAAGCAGUCUAGUCCUGUUGGAUCUUCCUCCUUCAUCCGAAGGCUGUGCCGCAAUUGCCAACGGAGAAGUGGUGCCUGGGCAAGACAAUACCGUAUUGCAAAGCUUCCAGGUACAAAUGGACGUUGUGCCAGACUCUGAAUAUCCCGAUGACACGACGGCCCAGGAGUUGGAAGAUAAAAUCCAAGCUCUUUUCAUGCCAGAACUGGUUGGGUGUCCAAUUGACACUGAACGACGCAUGCUGAGGACUCUGUCCGGGUAA
Molecule: messenger RNA, 768 nt
Organism: Cylindrotheca closterium
Lineage: Eukaryota; Bacillariophyta; Bacillariophyceae; Bacillariales; Bacillariaceae
Source: the annotation of a GenBank genome assembly